AUGACGGAUGAUGUCCAAGUUCCAACCAGCAUGUCUGAAUAUAAACGGAAUAUGCCCUCUGAAAAACCACAAAUCCAAGUCAUUGAUAUUAUUGAUCAAAUAGCAAAUUCUGUUGAGAUAUUUCCUUAUGAAACUGACGAACCUAAACCUGGUUUCCUACUUACACAAGAAAACCAAGAAGGAAACAUUAGUUUAGCAGAGAACACAGUAUAUGACGGUUCGGUUGAGGCAAAGGAGAUGUCACUUUUAUAUCAUCUUGUAUCUUCUAAAGGAAAGCCUGGGGGAAACAAAGAAGAAAAAGAUGGUGUAUCUUCCCAGGAAACGAGAGACUGGGAAGAAGAAUCUGGAGAAGAGCUGUGUGUGGAGAACCAUCCAUUAAGCACCGAAGGACAUGAAGUAACGAAGCCAGAAGAAUGGGACGCACAGCAACUUCAGGAUGAAAAGGCCCCCAGCACUAAUGAGGCAGAGGAAGAUCAGGAAGAAGUGCCGUUGAAUGAACCCAAGGAACAAAUUAAAGAAGACACUCAAUUAGAAGCAAAUGAGGAUGCUGCAGAUGAAGACUCAGAUGGCACAGAAGGAGAGCAGAAAGAAAAUAAUGAGGAGUUGCAUAAACAAAGGCAAGAGGAGAACCGCAAUGAAUCCCUUCCUACCAGCCCCAGCUGCCACUCUCAGACUGAGACAGCCAAUGAGCAGACAGGCUCGCUGAAAAUAAACGAUAUCUCCAGGCACAGCUAUUCUCGAUACAACACAAUAUCUUACCGGAAGAUCCGGAAAGGAAACACCAAACAAAGAAUUGAUGAAUUUGAGUCCAUGAUGCAUUCAUGA
This is a messenger RNA of Varanus komodoensis (Komodo dragon), 825 nucleotides long. RefSeq names its product ermin (gene ERMN). The record is from RefSeq and is a predicted model, not a curated record. Gene Ontology annotation, biological process: regulation of cell projection organization; actin filament organization; regulation of cell shape. Gene Ontology annotation, cellular component: filopodium; cell cortex; extracellular exosome. The coding region runs from base 1 to 825 and encodes 274 amino acids. NCBI's taxonomy places the organism in Eukaryota, Metazoa, Chordata, Lepidosauria, Squamata, Varanidae. Gene Ontology annotation, molecular function: actin filament binding. The transcript is spliced from 3 exons.